Vombatus ursinus (common wombat) is the source of this 405-nucleotide messenger RNA. Its product is annotated as serum albumin-like. Gene Ontology annotation, biological process: transport. The record is from RefSeq and is a predicted model, not a curated record. The coding region runs from base 1 to 405 and encodes 134 amino acids. The transcript is spliced from 4 exons. Gene Ontology annotation, cellular component: cytoplasm; blood microparticle. Lineage: Eukaryota; Metazoa; Chordata; Mammalia; Diprotodontia; Vombatidae.
AUGCAUAGUGAGAUUGCCAAAUGGUAUAGGGAUUUGGGUGAAGACAAUGUGAAAGCCCUACUGUUGAUCACAUUUGCUCAGUACCUCCAGGAAUGUCCAUUCGAACAUCACGCCAGAUUAGUGGGUGAGGUUGUGGAAUUCGCAAAAGGCUGUGCUCCUGAUGAGACAGCAGAAAAUUGUGGCAAAUCCCUUCAUCAACUAUUUGGUGAUAACUUAUGUAGUUUGGCAAAUUUUUGGGAGAUGUAUGGUGAAAUGGCAGACUGCUGCGCUGAAGAGGAACCUGAGAGAAAUCACUGUUUCCUGAGUCACAAAGAUGACCACCCAGAUCUCCCUAAAAUCAUAGACCCUGAACCUGAAGUUCAGUGCCAAGCCAUCCAAGGUAAUGAAAACAAAGAGGGAGCAUAG